UAAUAUUUUUAAAUCUUAUUAAAAAACAUCAUGUUGACGAGAGCAUUCAAGAGCAAGCAGCUCACUCUCCUGGCCAAAGCCUUGCAGCCUUCGACUGCAAGAGCUUUCACCAGCCAAAUUGAGUGAGACCAAUACUCUAUGAGCAUCAAGCCUGAAGUAUUCAAAGAGAUGAUCGAUGACUACAGCACUGGGGAUAAAGUGGUGUUCCUCGAUGUCAGAGAAGAUGAUGAGCUGGAGGAUGGCAUCCUCCCACAAUGCAACUCUGAAGGAGUUGCAUUGCCUCUUUAUAGAAUUCCUAUUUUGGACCUCAUCGAACUCCAGGUUGGAUCAAUUGAGAAGUUCAAAGAGGAUUACCAGAUCUUUGUUUAUUGCCGAGCAGGCAAUAAGUCAGUGACUGCAACAAGGCUCUUAAAUUAUCAUGGAUACAACACAAUGAAUGUAUCUGGAGGAAUCAAAAAGAUCAAAAGUCAUAUUGAAAUUGAAGAAGCAGUCCAAGAGCCUGAAUUCAGGAGGCAAAAAGAGGCAUCUGACUUAUUCGCAAGUGUUUUUGAAAUAUAAGGAAGGAAACCUUCUAGAAAUCACCGAAAAAUAUGUUAAGGUUAUUAUAGC
Messenger RNA from Moneuplotes crassus, 609 nucleotides. Lineage: Eukaryota; Ciliophora; Spirotrichea; Euplotida; Euplotidae. The record is from the annotation of a GenBank genome assembly.